Messenger RNA from Botrytis porri, 1524 nucleotides. RefSeq lists its product as uncharacterized. The record is from RefSeq and is a predicted model, not a curated record. The transcript is spliced from 4 exons. Lineage: Eukaryota; Fungi; Ascomycota; Leotiomycetes; Helotiales; Sclerotiniaceae. Bases 343 to 1524 code for a protein of 393 amino acids.
UAACUUUAUUUGCCUACUUUUCCAAAGGAAACCGAAGCUCAACUUUCCUCCCUGCAAAGCUAUAAUUACACCCAGCAUACACACACCUGCAAGCCUCAAGGAUCAAACAAUAUAGCGCCCUCUCAGAAGAAAGUCAAAGGAAAGGCUAAGGUCAAGGUUGAGCCCGGUCAGUCUGUCGCUGCCGGUUCGAAAAUUUCGAAACCCCUUCUCAAGGAUCAGAGUUAUCAAACCAAGAAAGAUUUGAAACGAGUGGAAGAAUUGAGUAGGGAAUAUGCUGAAUUGGCGAAAUCUCUACCCGAAGAGGCUCUGCCAUUGAUCAUUGACCGACCAUCUUUUGUCGAAAUGCUUGAACCCCUCGCAGGACCUUCAACAGUGGGUGCAUUAGCAGCUGGUGUUAUGGAAGCAGGAAGAUACGCGGAAAACCAAGACAAGAUCAAAAAUGGUACGGCCAGAAAGAGAUCUGCAAGAUCAUACAGUGACAAGUUCCUCACUGCUAUUAACGCUCAAUUCGCAUCUAUUCCAGCUUCCAACCAAACUUCUGGACAACGGUUCCGAUCCGUAAACGCGGUUAUGAUCGAAUAUAAACUUAGUGAAGCCGAGCAAGAAGAAAGAGAUGCUAAAGCCUACGACGAGUUCCGUGGGUUUGUCCAAGACCGCUUGAAUGAAGAAGGCCCCGGCGGAGAAAUUAGAGGAGACUAUGCAGAUUACAUCUGGGAGAACUUUAAACAUGCAAAGAUUUCCGCAAUUACAGAAAAAGUUCUGGAGUUCUUGAGAGAAUUAGUUCAUAUUCAAGAAAGUCAACCACUUCUCGAUCUUUCCAACGUUAACAUGAAAGACAUGGAUGUAGUCGUUCAGUCAAUCCGAUCGAUCGAGUCGAAUUUUACCAUUCAGAUCUUGCAAAAAGCCUUUCUCCAAAUGAAUUUGGCUCAGUUGAUGGAUACGGCUUUUGAAGAGCAUCAAAGAUCUGGUGGUGAUUUAAAUCGAAUCCGCCACUCAGAACAGUUAUACAACAACUGGGAUGAAAAAUCUAAAGCUGCUGGCCACACCCCGGUCGAAUGGACCGAAGAAGUGAGACUUGGUCAUCGCUGGAUCCGCUGGACACAGAUUUUGUCUGAAAAUAACAAGGAUUCGCGCAACGGACUGGGCCAGUUACUCGCCCUAUCAGGCUUCAAGAUGCCAUCUGGUCGAUCUGCCGUCUCAUUUUUAUGCAGAAAAAUCAGCAAUGCUGAGAUGGUAUAUGCAGAGGUGUACAUCGACAAGUACUUACCCGACAUGCGAACCCUCUCCACAUUACUUCAUGACAUAGCUCAAAAGCUUAUUUCAGGUCGCACUGUUACAAAGCUAGAAAUCAAGCAAUUGCAAAAUGUUAUCAAGGAUCGUAUUACAUUCUCUCAACAUAUCGAGGACAAGCCAGACAAAGGUGAUAAUUCAAGCAUGCCUCCCCCCCCCAGAAACUUGAUUGCUGUCGAGGAUGGCGUUGAGGAUAAGACUCAGGAAGAAGCGCCAGCUGAUAAUAAUGCAUGA